This is a messenger RNA of Trachymyrmex cornetzi, 1198 nucleotides long. RefSeq names its product mediator complex subunit 27 (gene MED27). The transcript has 5 exons. Gene Ontology annotation, molecular function: transcription coactivator activity. Gene Ontology annotation, cellular component: mediator complex. Bases 170 to 1048 code for a protein of 292 amino acids. Lineage: Eukaryota; Metazoa; Arthropoda; Insecta; Hymenoptera; Formicidae. Gene Ontology annotation, biological process: regulation of transcription by RNA polymerase II. The record is from RefSeq and is a predicted model, not a curated record.
GUGGCCGCUCUCAGGUUUCUCUCUGUUGUAACUGAUUUGAACUUUAAUUUUACAUCAAAAAAGCACGCCAAUUGGAAAUUAACCGAAGUUAAAACGCUGUAUUUGCUCUCAGGAUUUAAACGCUCAGUGACUUUCAACCGACAGUUGAUUUGCUGGGUAAGGCUUGAGCAUGGAGCAACUGCAGACAGCAUUGACCGCUAUCAAGGUGCUCCGUUCCAACGUUGGACAAGUGUUUGAUUCCCUUGGAAAUGGCUUACGGGCAGAGCAUGGAGAGGAGAAUAAAGAAUCCAAGUAUUUGUUCGAGUUACAGGAACUGUUGACCACUGUGAAUGUUAAUUUGAGAGACGUAGAACAGGCAAUAAGUUGUUUAAAUCCUCCACCAGGUCCGUUUAAUUUAGCUAGCACGACUUACCUUAGUCAGGAGACUACGCAAGAAAGGCAGGCGUUGUAUAGCACACUCGUUAACAGUUACAAAUGGACAGAUAAGAUUCACGAAUAUAGUAACGUUGCUCAAUCCUUGCUCAGCCAAAACUCGCUAAAGAGAUCUUACACAAGUUCAAGUAGAACAAAAAGAGGAAGAUACCAAACCAGCAAUCAUAAUGUACCUCAGGCGCAAGUUGAUUCUAUGAUAUCAACAUUUGAUCGACUAUUCAACGAUAUGACGGUAUCCGUGUCUCGUCCAUUUGCAUCGAAUGCAGUGUUACAUGUUACACUGGGACAUGUCUUAAAAGCAGUGAUAGCGUUUAAGGGGUUGAUGAUCGAGCGGGUGGUAGUCAAGGGUUAUGGUGAAACGAUGGACCUUUGGACGGAGUCUAGACAUAAAGUCUUCCGUAAAGUAACGGAAAACGCGCAUGCCGCGAUGUUGCACUUCUAUUCGCCUACGUUACCCGAGUUAGCAGUGCGAUCAUUUAUGACAUGGUUUCAUAGUUUAAUCAAUUUAUUCAGCGAACCGUGCAAACGCUGCGGCUUGUAUUUGCACAGUGCGCUUCCGCCGACUUGGAGAGACUUCCGAACUUUGGAGCCUUAUCAUCAGGAGUGCAAACCAUAAGAUACAAGUUUCUCGAAACUUGUGUUUUAAAUAAGUAAUCAAUCUUCGCAGGUACACUUCAUCGAUAAUGUACAGUAAUAAAGCGUAAUGACAUUUGAUACUUAUAUUUUUCGUGAAUGCAUUUAUUAGUUGGAAUAUUGUAUUGUAUAU